AAUUUCCAUGGAAAUCGCGUUCGACGAGAGAAAGAUCGGACUAUAAUGUCGCCUCCUCACCUCACCCCGUUCGCCACGUGUCUAAUAGCCAUACUCUCGAUCGCGGUGUGUCAAAACAAUUGCCCUGCAACGUGUUUGUGCCAUCUCGACCAAAUUCCAACAACUGUCAUGUGCGCGGGCCAAGGAUUGGACGCGUUCCCCGGAAACAUGAGCGACUUGAUAACGAGAUUGGAUCUGUCGGGGAACGCGGUGGCGAGCAUCCCCGGUGACGAGAUCAACCGAUUGGUCGAGUUGGAAAUUUUGAAUUUAGCUGGGAACAAGAUAACCUCGUUUCCGGACAACGUAAGCUCGUUGAAAAGUUUGCGCGAAUUGGAUCUGAGCGGGAACGUUAUAAAAGGGACGUCCGAUAUCAGAUCGUUGGGACAGUUGCCGUCGUUGAAGGUCCUCUACCUGUCGAGGAACCCGUUGUCGGAGUUGGACGGAUUGAUAAGCCGCACCCUCGAGGCCCUGGACGCAGGCCAAUGCGGAAUAAGGGUAUUGAGCAACUCGUCCCUGGACGGGCUGCCGCAACUGACUAUGCUCACCCUCGUUGGAAACCCUUUGACAACCAUUCACGACACGUGGAGCCCGAAAUUAAAGUGGCUGGACGUGUCCGACUGCCAGUUAAACUACUUGGGCCCCGAUACCCUCUACGGAUUUCCAGAGCUUGACGAGCUUCUGCUUUCCAACAAUCCAACUUUGGUCUACAGCACGAGGAAUUCGACGUUGACGCAUCCGAAAUUGAGGAAGCUGGACGCGUCGAGGUGCAAUUUGGACAGGCCGGGCCUCCACGGAUUCCCCUCGUUGACUCACGCCCGAUUGGCACGUAACGCGAUACGAAUACUUCCCGAUCGUAUAUUCGCGAGGAACAGGCAACUGGGUUUCCUGUAUUUGAGCGGGAACAGGCUCGAAACGUUGACCGCGGGCACGUUCGAGGGGCUGGUGAAGCUUCAAACGUUGGAUCUGUCGGCCAACAAUCUGGAGAAAAUUCACCCGUACACGUUCCACGAGAAUAUCGAGUUGAAAACGUUGAAUUUGUCCUAUAACGCUUUCUACGAGUUACCGAAGCUCACCUCGGCCGUGAUAACGUUGGACGCGUCGUCGAAUCUGAUCAACCGUUUGAACGAGAAUUUAUUCGUCAAUAUGCCGAGACUGAAGAGCAUCGAUUUGAGCGAUAACCGUAUACAAAAGAUCCCGUUCGGAUUGAAAUCGACGACGUUGAGAAAUUUCGAUCUGAGGGCGAACAGGAUAGUAGAAUUGGCGAAUGACACUUUUCUCCAAUUGCCGCAGCUUAGAAGCAUCGAUCUGUCAGGAAAUCGAUUGACGGAGGUGCCAGAUCCAGAAAUAUUUCGAAACAAUCCAAAUUUGGAUAUUAUAUAUUUGGAGGAUAAUCCAUGGCAUUGCGAUUGCGAUAAAUUGUUCGUUAUGUAUAAUUAUUUAACGGAACCACCGAAAAUUUUUAAACAAAUUUUAAUUUGUCAAAGUCCGUCGAACGUGUCCGGUUAUAGUUGGCUGAUCGCUUGUUUCGACGAAUGGCACAAACCGCUUGAUUACAACAGAUCAUGGGGAUUCGCGAUAAUCGUUAUUCUCUCGCUCACCGUUCUAUUCGGUAGCUUCGUGUCCAUUAGACACAUGAUGAAGAUAAGGAGAAGGGCUAUCGAACAAAGACGACGAUUGGAAAACCUUAGUUUAUUGAGACAAACGAGGAAUCAAACACAAGUUACAACGGUACAAGAAAUCGUUGAACAUCGACCAGAACCAAGAAUCAAUCCCCUCGAAUUGAUAGAACCACCCAGUUACGAAGAAGCGGUACAGAUGCCGAGAUUGACUCAAUCUUUGGAUAAUUUGGACAAUAUUUCGGCGAGAACAUGUUCCGUGGGUUCCGUCGAUAACAUUAGGAGCAAACAGAGAAGAGGGAGGAGAUCGAAGAGAAUUCAAAGCGAGAACGAUUUAUUGAGGAGGGAAGAGCGGCGGCAGGAGAGACUCAGGAGGGAAAGGAACAACUCGGUCGAUAACAACGAGACCAGUUUACCAUCGAGUCAAAGAAAUUCCAGAGUAUACGCAACGCGUAGAGCGAGAAGGCAGAGCGUGAUAAGCGAUUCAGUGGAAUCAGGAAGCGGAAGAAUUCGAGCCAAACCGCAAACACCGAGAACAAGAAAAAGAAGGCAAAAGUCCACAGUGUACACAGACAACGAUUCGACCGAUGAUGAAUACUCGAAAAUAGUCGAUUUGAAUAAAUGGAUCAAGGAGUUUCCAAGAGAGCCGAGAAAUCGUUUCGGAAAAUCCAUAAUAGAGUCCGAUUUCUCUACUGAUUAAUUCGUUAUUAGUGAGAAUAAAUUUUUUUUAAGAUUGUUGUUGACAAUUUUAUAUUUUUAAUAAAUUUAAUAGUUUUUCAAAAUCAU
Messenger RNA from Apis dorsata (giant honeybee), 2441 nucleotides. Its product is annotated as insulin-like growth factor-binding protein complex acid labile subunit. Lineage: Eukaryota; Metazoa; Arthropoda; Insecta; Hymenoptera; Apidae. Gene Ontology annotation, molecular function: protein binding. The record is from RefSeq and is a predicted model, not a curated record. Bases 46 to 2355 code for a protein of 769 amino acids. The transcript has 6 exons.